AUGGUUGUUUACCUUGCUUGGUUUUCGAACUUGACACACAUAGCGUGUCUUACUCUUUUGCGAGGAUACCUCCACCAGCACCAAAAUGAACGGAGAUGGCGAUUAGGACUCAUGCUCAUCUUAUGGAUGUUGCUUCUGGUGGCGAUUGGGCCCACACUAUGGAUGAACUGGAUGUAUGACGACAGUUACCCAGGCUUACCUAGCACCAACGCGCGUUGCUUCUUUCAUCCAUCAGUGGCAUUGAAAACCAUUCAAUGGAGAACAUGCGAAAAGUACCGCGAAGAUGAUGAGGUUGCAGAAUGUGUGGCAGCUAGCGACGACGGUGAGGCCUUUUUGAGUUCAACCGAGGCGCUUCAGUCCGCAGUAACGUCAAUCGUUUUGACCGUAUUCACAUUCUUCACACGGAUGGCUAAGAUUAUUCAACAAUGGUCGAUCACCAUCAGAAGGAAUGUUAGGUCAAGGGCUAACAAAUUUGACACAAGCGCCAUUUUGUCUUUGUUACAGAAGCCCCGUACAGGGUGGAGAGCCCGACUUUGGACUUCCAUCUUAUUUCUCCGAGUAGCGCUGAACUUGACGGCAAGACUCUAUGCUGAUCUCGUAUCCUCCGAGCUCUCAGAUGUUUACUGGCUGUUUGUUUCUACGGUUUGGGGCACUCUGCGCAUCAUUGGCGUGCGACUCUCCGUCGAAGUGGAUGAGAAUUCGUGGGAAUUCGGGCAAAUACUGCCUGUGUUCUUGCUCAUUGGACCCAUAAUGGCAACGGUACUACCAAUCAUAGUCAGUAGACCUGUGGUAACCGGAAAUCCGGGCUUGAAUAUCUCGACUGUCGUCGGAUCGCAUUUGGAGACUUCUGGAACACCACAACGCCAGGCCCAAAUCGAACCCACAGGGCCUGAUAGAAUAAGACCCAUUUCUGCACCAUCGACGUUUUCUCCCAACACAGAAAUGACGUCUUCUGAAGGCGUAACGACCUCAGCAGAACCUACACAAGAGAACCCAACCACAUCGUCAACACAAGCACUGAAUAAUGCGUUGCAGCCUUUGUCCAGGCUCUUGAGGUCAGCACGACGUACAGACUGGACCUUGCCCCAAGUUGCUGCGGACGACAUCGACAACCAGCUACGGUCGUACUACAGACAGGACCAAUGGAUGGAACAGGUCACCGCUCUAGCCUGUCUCCAGGUGAUUCCGGUAACGAUCAUGGUUCUUCUCGAAAUGAGUGGAGACGGUGUAAAUAGAGUAAACAACGCGCUCGUUAUUACGCUAUCGUACUCUACAAACAUAAUCCUGCUUCAACCCUUCAACUGUCUAUUCGCG
Messenger RNA from Colletotrichum gloeosporioides, 1314 nucleotides. RefSeq lists its product as uncharacterized. NCBI's taxonomy places the organism in Eukaryota, Fungi, Ascomycota, Sordariomycetes, Glomerellales, Glomerellaceae. The annotation marks the transcript as partial. The record is from RefSeq and is a predicted model, not a curated record. The transcript has 2 exons.